Molecule: messenger RNA, 1161 nt
Organism: Nakaseomyces glabratus
Lineage: Eukaryota; Fungi; Ascomycota; Saccharomycetes; Saccharomycetales; Saccharomycetaceae
Gene: ICT1
Product: lysophosphatidic acid acyltransferase ICT1
Biological process (GO): lipid homeostasis; cardiolipin acyl-chain remodeling; phosphatidic acid biosynthetic process
Cellular component (GO): mitochondrial inner membrane; mitochondrion
Molecular function (GO): lysophosphatidic acid acyltransferase activity; A2-type glycerophospholipase activity
Source: RefSeq, a predicted model, not a curated record
AUGUGGUGCAAAGGCGAUGACCUCGAGACUUUGCAAUAUAAGGUGAUGGAGGAAGUGCCUGUCGAGGGCCAGCGGGCGGUGCUGCGGUGUGGGGUGAACCAGUGGUACUUCAGAGGCGGUGACCGGGUGGUGACUCCGACGCUGCUAGUGCAUGGGUAUGGAGCCUCUUCUAUGGCGUACCACCGCUGUUUUGCGCCGCUGUCGAGGCACAUACGGGACCUGUAUGCUAUAGACCUCCCGGCCAAUGGGCUGAGCGAGGCACCGCCGCUGGUGGCAGAGGGUGAGGCGCCAAAGGCCAAGUUUAAGAUCGAGGAGAACAAGUUCACCGUGGUGCAGGGCGCCAGACGUGCUGCCGAGCCGGUGACGGAUGCCCAGGUGGAUCAGGAGCUGAUGCUGCGCACACACCGGGAGAAGAGGCGGUACUUGCAGCAGUACGAGGACUACUAUGUGGAGAGCAUCGAGCAGUGGCGAAAGGAGAACAACCUAGACAAGUUCAACCUUGUGGGCCACUCGUUUGGCGGGUACCUGUCCUACAAGUACGCCCUGAAGUACCCUGAGUCCGUGAACAAGCUCUGCCUGCUGUCACCGCUGGGUAUGGAGCGCAACAUACACUCGAUAAAUAACACGUUUGAGGAGAACGUGGUCUAUGAACUGCAGGAGUCUGAUCCUUCCUCAUACCUGUACACUAGAAAGCGCAAGGCUCCAAAGUUCCUGUUCGAGAACCAGUUUAGCGUGCUCAGGUGGAUGGGGCCAAUAGGAGACAAGCUGUGUCUGUCCUUUAUCAAUUCCAGUUACGCCAAGGUACCCAGCCAGGCAUACAAGGACUACUUGUUCGAGUCCUUCCUGGGCAAGAAGCAUUUCGCCAAGCAGAACGUCCAUGCUCUGAAGCACUUGUUCACACGCAGUCUGCUCGCAAGAGACCCCAUCAUGGACACCAUAGACAAGUUGAAAGUGCCAGAUGUAUCUGUAUUUUACGGUGACCACGACUGGAUGAACAGCUACGCUGGUUAUCUCAUGGUCGAACGCUUGAAGAAGUUUAGAGUUGCCAGCACUUCAGGUGGCUCUGCCUCCUAUUUGGAAGUACCUGACGCAGGACAUAACCUGUUCCUAGAUAACCCAGACUACUUCAGCAAGAAACUUGUCCAGUUUCUCAGCGAGUAA